GAGCGCGUUACCCGGCAUGCAGCGGGCGGCGCGUUCGCACCAAGAUGGCGGCGCCUCUGGAUGAGUACGAGAAAGAAGCGGGUUGCGUCCCUAUCCUGCACCCUGAGGAAAUCAAGCCUCAAGCCCAUUAUAACCAUGGAUACAGUGAACCUCUUGGGCGUAAAAGCCACAUUGAUGAUUAUAGCACUUGGGAUAUUGUCAAAGCUACACAGUAUGGUAUUUAUGAACGUUGUCGAGAGUUGGUGGAAGCAGGUUAUGAUGUACGGCAACCAGAUAAAGAAAAUGUUACACUUCUCCAUUGGGCUGCAAUCAACAACAGAUUAGAUUUAGUGAAGUACUACAUAUCAAAGGGUGCUAUUGUUGACCAGCUAGGGGGUGACUUGAACUCCACACCACUUCACUGGGCGACAAGACAAGGUCAUUUAUCGAUGGUUGUACAGCUAAUGAAAUAUGGUGCAGAUCCAUCAUUAAUUGAUGGGGAAGGAUGCAGUUGUAUUCACUUAGCAGCCCAGUUUGGACAUACCUCUAUUGUUGCGUAUCUAAUAGCCAAGGGGCAGGAUGUAGAUAUGAUGGAUCAAAAUGGAAUGACUCCUUUAAUGUGGGCAGCUUACAGAACACACAGUGUGGAUCCCACUCGGUUGCUACUUACUUUCAAUGUUUCAGUGAAUCUGGGAGACAAAUAUCAUAAGAACACAGCACUACAUUGGGCGGUACUAGCAGGAAAUACCACAGUGAUUAGUCUUCUUCUAGAAGCUGGAGCUAAUGUUGAUGCCCAGAAUAUCAAGGGUGAAUCACCACUUGAUUUAGCAAAACAAAGAAAAAAUGUUUGGAUGAUAAACCAUCUACAGGAGGCAAGGCAGGCAAAAGGAUAUGACAAUCCAUCAUUUCUCAGAAAGCUCAGGGCUGAUAAGGAAUUUCGUCAGAAGGUGAUGCUAGGAACACCUUUCCUAGUUAUUUGGCUGGUUGGGUUUAUAGCAGACCUUGAUAUUGAUUCUUGGCUCAUUAAAGGACUAAUGUAUGGUGGUGUUUGGGCUAUGGUUCAGUUUCUAUCCAAAUCAUUCUUUGAUCACUCCAUGCAUAGUGCACUGCCUCUUGGAAUCUACCUAGCAACAAAAUUCUGGAUGUAUGUGACAUGGUUUUUCUGGUUCUGGAAUGAUCUAAAUUUUCUGUUCAUCCACCUACCAUUUCUUGCGAAUAGUGUUGCACUUUUUUACAAUUUUGGGAAAUCCUGGAAAUCGGACCCAGGAAUAAUUAAAGCCACCGAAGAACAAAAGAAAAAGACAAUAGUAGAACUUGCAGAGACGGGAAGUUUGGACCUCAGUAUAUUCUGCAGCACCUGUUUGAUACGGAAACCAGUGAGAUCCAAACAUUGUGGCGUAUGCAAUCGAUGUAUAGCCAAAUUUGAUCACCACUGUCCAUGGGUCGGUAACUGCGUAGGAGCAGGCAAUCAUCGAUAUUUCAUGGGAUAUCUGUUCUUUUUACUCUUCAUGAUUUGCUGGAUGAUUUAUGGAUGUAUCUCUUACUGGGGAAUACACUGUCACACUACUUACACAGCAGAUGGUUUUUGGACCUAUAUUACACAAAUAGCCACCUGUUCACCUUGGAUGUUCUGGAUGUUUCUGAACAGCGUGUUUCAUUUCAUGUGGGUGGCUGUGCUGCUAAUGUGUCAGAUGUAUCAGAUCUCUUGUUUAGGUAUAACUACAAAUGAAAGGAUGAAUGCAAGACGAUACAAGCACUUUAAAGUUACAACGACGUCUAUUGAAAGCCCAUUUAACCAUGGAUGUAUAAGAAAUAUUAUAGACUUCUUUGAAUUCAGAUGCUGUGGUCUUUUUCGUCCUGUUAUUGUGGACUGGACAAGGCAAUAUACAAUAGAAUAUGACCAAACAACGGGAAGUGGAUACCAGCUAGUGUAACACCCACCUCCAACCUGUGAGCAUAUCAUAUCUGAGUGGUGCCUGAAAAUUUGUUUCUCUUGAAUCCACAUCUCUUGAACAGUAGCAUGCUAUGAAUAGAGCUAACAGUGGUACCUUCUCUACGUCAGUUUUAUUAACAGAUGUAAAAAAGAGGACAGAAUAAACUGCCAAUCCUGAUAAUGAGGAGGAAGAUGAAAAAGGGAUUUUAACUGUUCUUACCACAGGAAUUAUUCACAAAGACAUAUUCACACCAUUUUCUUUCCUUUUACCUGCUUUCACAAUGGAGCAUGAGAUUGUUAAAAUACAAACAUACUAAAAGUCAUGCUGUGCUGAACAUUCGAUAUUUAUUUCAUAAUUUGAACAAUUUCAUUGGAAUUAAAGUCAAAUUUUACAAAGCAAGUCAGACUUUGAGAUCACUGUAUUAUAUUUAAUGUAAUGGAUUUUUUGUAUAGAUUUGCUAUGUGCAUUGAAAAAAAAUGUGCAUUCAAUACUCUUGAAAAAUCAUGUGGUUUUAUUGGGGAUCCACCAUAAAUGUGAAGUUGCUGAAGCAGGACACAGAAGGAUGUUGGUCGCAAAACUGUUAUCUAAAUGUAAUGGCUGUCAGCUGUUAGGGCUGUCUUGUUUCUGAUACAGUGAGUUAAUCGUAAUAAACCUUGUGUGAAGUUGUACAUUCAGGGGGUGGGAGGGAAGUUGCACAAAGGAAGUACAGCUCUUCUGUCCAAUAUAAAGCCCUACUUACAUGCAUGAUGAUACUUUUUAAAAUUAGACUACAAAAUAGCAUAAUAAUCUGCAAAAAGUAAAGAAAAAAAUUGUAAUAUAUGCAGUCAGUGAAAUUCCGGUUCCUAAAUAAUGGGAAUCGUUGUGCAUGAUACAUUCUACAGUCAUCUGAGAGUUGAAAACUUAACAAGAAGUCACAUAGGUGGAACCAAAGAAAGAAAAGCAAACUCUCAGUAUUAGGAAGAAAGAAUAUGACUGUAAUUAAAUUGGAUGCAGUUGCUGGCGAAGUAAAAACUGAUUAAAACUUAAUGUUUUAAAACAUUAAAUGAUGGAAUUUAAGUUAAAGCAAGUUAUAAUUUCUUUGUAGCACACGUAAGUGAAAAAUAUAAAAUGGUGAGUGGGAUACACCCUUAACUUUUGUUUGUCUCAAAUUAUCAAGGCCAGAUCUGUUUGAAAGGUAAGGAGAGUGGUAUGAAGUUGCAUUCCGGAAGAGCUUUUUGUUGUUGAAUGUGAUGCACUGAUUUUCUGUUAAGGCAUUUUUUAUAUAUAUUCCUUGUGAAUUAUUCACUGCUUCCUUGACUAUUGUUUACAGAGAGACUUGAAAUCUGUUUAGUUCUCUUUUAAGUGCUGUAGCAACAUAGUGGUUCAAGAAUCCUGUGAGGGGGAUUUGGGGAGGGGAACCUUAAUACAGAUGAUAGAGACCAGUGUAAAGAAUGUGUAUCUGUAUAUAAAUAAUUUAUCAAAUAGUUUUUCUCGUUGUGAAUGUGUGUGCGUGUGCGUUAGUAUAUUUGAAAGCUGCUCAUUUCACUUUAUCCAACCAAAAAUGUAGGAAGAUAUCUAAUGGGCUGUUUAGUAACGAUCAAUUUUGCUGUUAAUAGGCACUGUACCCUGAAAUUUCACUGCAUGUUUGAUGCUUGGCAAAACUAGCAUUUCCUGUAAUAUGAAGAUUACAGGUAUUAAAGCAAUCUAGUGGUAUUCCCGCCCCUUGCCUUAGUAAGAGGAGCAGUGAAACUGUAAAUAGUUGAUGUUAAGUAUUUGCAGGUAGAUGUUUUCUUUCUCUAGCUGUUUCUUUGAUCGCAGGCGUGCAUAGUUUGCAAGUACCAGAUAUCAAGAUUUACAGAAGUGCAACAUUAGUAUAACUUGAAUGUUUAAUAAUGGAAAAAUCCAACCUUAUCUUUGAGAUACUAUCUGUGAGGGGAAGAGAGUGAAGUUGGGUGCAGGGGUGGCAAAAGGCCUGUGCCAUUUUUACAUAUAUAAUUUAGAAAUAUAACAAGAAUAUAUUAUUCUUAUACCAUUACUUGUAAUUUUAAUUUCAAAGCUGAAAGCAUUUUGGCAGCACCUUUUAUUAUUUUACAUUAACAGCCCAAUUCUAAACAGGCUCACUCAGAAAUAAGUUCCACUUAGUUCAGUGGGAGUUAUUUCUUAGUAAGGGUGCUUAGGAUUGCACACUUAGUAAGUGUGCUUAGGAUUGCAGCCUCAGUGUAGUUGACUCCCUUUUGGGAAAAGUGUAGUUCUACAGAAACACUUAUUUGAUGUUAAAAGCCCUGAUUUCAUGGGCUUAUUUGAUGUUAAUUUUUUUUUAAUAUAAAUACAUUUCAUAGGUCCAGAAAAAACUGUAUAACAUACUUUUGACAGUUCCAGUAAUGUGUAUCAUAUGGCGUCCUUGUGCAAAUAAUUGUAAAUUGUGUCCUUGAUAACAACAAAAAGUAAAUCCUACUUCAGUUGAGCCAAAAGACAUAGUGUAAAUUUUGCUUGAAUGCACACUACAAAAUUGGCAAAGAGACAAUAUAAUAGUGGAUUUAGAAUCAUCCAGAGGAAUGUUCUAUAUUUGAGGCUUCUAGAAUACUUCUUCUAGUUGCCAGAAAUACUGAGGUGUAUAUUCUGAAGCCUGAAUGGGGGUGGGCAAAAUCUAUGCAGCAUUUCUUUUCUGCCAAGAAAUUUCUUAAAUGUAUUGCAGCACAACACAUCUCUCUAUGGGCUGUAUGCAACCAAUCCAAAUAGAUUAGAAGUUAGACAUUCAUUGUUCUGAUAUAGAAUAAGCUAAUGAAAAUUUUGUCUCUGCCCUAGAAAAACUUUUUUUUUGCAGUUUUUCAGUACCUCCUCCCUUAGCUUUUGUUUUUAACAGUUAAUAUGCAUAAAAGUGCAGCACUGUUUUAAACGGAGAUUUUAAUUUUUUAAUUUACCUUAUUUAUAACUGUGCCAAGUAUUAUUUUACUACUGUCACGAUAUUGAUGUAUUACAUUGUGAACAAAAUCUGUAAAAUGUUUAAUAAAAUAGCUCUCCUUACUUAAAUUAAACCUGUCAAUUUUGUAAGUUAUUAAUCAAAUAAAUACUUGUC
Messenger RNA from Elgaria multicarinata webbii, 4968 nucleotides. RefSeq names its product zinc finger DHHC-type palmitoyltransferase 17 (gene ZDHHC17). The transcript has 17 exons. The record is from RefSeq and is a predicted model, not a curated record. Bases 45 to 1913 code for a protein of 622 amino acids. Gene Ontology annotation, molecular function: protein binding; palmitoyltransferase activity. Lineage: Eukaryota; Metazoa; Chordata; Lepidosauria; Squamata; Anguidae. Gene Ontology annotation, cellular component: Golgi membrane. Gene Ontology annotation, biological process: protein palmitoylation.